UUGUAAUUUUUACGAAAAAAUUUGUGUUUCAAGUUAAUGUGAGGUUUAAUGUUCAAAGGAUUUACCAAGAUGGCCACCAAUUAAACUAGAGUGACAGUCGCGCUCAAGACUAUUUUGUAACUAAAUUCAGUCUAGUAAUGAUAUUUUCAGUCAUUUUUGUGUGUGGUGAGAAUGAAGCUCUUUAUGCAUUGUUCUGCACUGGCCCCGCCCCCUGCCACACAUUCUCUUCACGGCUUGGCCCCGCCCCCUUCUGAUCAUGCAAGUGCUGCAGAUUGUUAAGGAGCUGGUGUCGCCCUCUCGCCGCCGCGCCAGUAGCCGAUUUGCAGCGUCUGAUUCAGAGCAGGAUGCUGCAGUGAAGUUGGAACAGGAGCGAGCUGAGAUACUUGCCAAAUAUGAAAAGGGUAAAGAAAGUGCGGAGGUGGAGCCGUGGGAGGAGGCCAAUUUUGAUCUGUAUAAAGCGGUGGACCGCUUCGGAUUCCUGCAUGAGGAUGAGCUUCCAGUGUAUGACGUAGUGGAGGAAAAGCAAAAACAUCUGGAAGUGGAGAGAACGACAAAAUGGCUGAAAAUGUUGAAGAGCUGGGAGAAAUACAAGAACAGUGACAAGCUGGUGAGGAGGAUCUAUAAGGGAAUUCCGCUGCAGCUCAGAGGUCAGGUUUGGUGUUUGCUGCUCGACAUCCCCAAAAUCAAGGAGGAGAAAAAGGACUUCUAUGAAAAACUGAAGAUCAGAGCCAGGGGUUUGUCUCCAGAUGUCCGUCAGAUUGAUCUGGAUGUGAAUCGUACAUACAGAGAUCACAUCAUGUUCAUGCACCGCUAUGAUGUCAAAUGCUUCCAUUUCUCAUGUGGGGUUCUGUGUUUCUUUAUACCAGGGUUCCCUAAACUCAUGCGCUUCCAGGAGCAUCAUGACCGGAUCCUGCAGAAGAUGAUGCCUAAGCUCAAACAACAUCUAGAUAAUCAAGAGGUGUACACCAGCCUGUACACUCUGAAAUGGUUUUUUCAGUGUUUCUUGGAUCGGACUCCAUUCACACUUACAUUGAGAAUAUGGGACAUCUAUAUUCUGGAAGGAGAGCGAGUUCUGACUGCAAUGUCCUACACCAUCCUCAAACUCCACAAAAAAACCCUCUUGAAGUUGUCCAUGGAGGAGCUUGUGAAGUUUCUGCAGGUGACUCUGUCAAAGGAUUUCUUUUUUGAGGAUGACUUUGUGAUAGAGCAGCUUCAACACUCCAUGUCUGAACUCAGACGAUCUAAACUGGAUCUGCCACUUCCAGGUAAGGAGGAUGAGUUUCCUAAGAAACCAUUAGGUCAACUUCCUCCUGAGCCUCCAGGAUUUGCGAAUCAUGUGGCUAAUGGGCAGCCGGUCGGGAAGACAGUUGAGGGACUUCCCCCUCGUGAUUCGAGCCCUGCCGCAAGCGUCAGUAAACAAGCAGAGUCUGGUCCCGUCACUGACGGAACACCAGAGAGGUACCAAGAAAGUCGGCCACCCAGCUCCCUGGACAAGGUGCCUCAUCCAGACAAAAGGGAGAGGGAUGGACGAGGUGUGGACACUCAAAAGGAACGGGUCCCAACCCACAGCAGCACAACAGGUGGUGGGAAGGUGCUGACCCAGAACCAGGCGAAUCACAACUCCAAUGCUAGAUCCAGCAUGCGCAGGGACAUUGGACCUCGUUGGGUCAAGCCUUCGGAGGGCAAACUGGAAGCAGUCAAGGCUGCAGCACUUCGGGAAAGCCAGGUUAGUCUAACUAUGGGUGUUCCACCCUCGCCCAGCUCCCCAACUCCAGAGGAGGCCACCGGGGCACAGAGCCAACCCCAUUCACGAGCAUUUGUUCCGGGCUCCAACCGCGCCUCCAACGCCUCGCAAUACGACAAUGUCCCAGGACCAGAUGGAGAGGUUAUGGAGAUUAUAGAGCUUGAGAAACCGCCCUCUCGCCCCCCCUCCCGACCAUACGUUGGACCUUCUUUGAGACAGGACAGUCCCACCCGUCCCCCUAGUGAUGGAACUGACGUCUCUCCCUUUAGAAUGCCUAAACAGAGCAAACCAGAACCCCGUGCACCUUUGCACUACCCACCCGGCAUGACUCCUGUCUACACUACCUACGUUUCAGAUUCUCGGUCCGAGGACAGACUAUACGGCCAGCCGUACAAUGAGCAAAUUUACGCAACUACGGGACGUGGCUCAUCUAACCCUUCGCCAGAGAAAACGCUGAUGAACAACAGCUACUUAACCUACCGACGGCCACCCCCAAACAUGCCCCCUCUCAGGGUUUCUCCUGCCGAGCUUUCGUCCCAGAUAGACAGUGUUGGCGAGGGCGGGUAUUACAUGCGACAACAGACCCGACUGAUGGGCUCUCCUGCUUACCCGUCCACAGAACUGCGUUAUGAGGUGCACAGACGGAGAGAGGGCUGGUAUGGGGACAUGGAGGCGGGGCCUCCGCGAUCUCCUGUGGGCCUACCUCGAUCUCCCAGCUUCCAGAAAGCUCAGCUCUCUCCCAUUCACCCCGUUCAGGAGUUUAACUUUGCUCCUGCAAAUAUCUCGGACGCUGUGCUCCAUUUCAGAGGACCCUACCAAGAGCACUCCGGCAGACAACAGCUCCCCCCGCUGUUCGGAGGAACACACUACAGGCAGACGCAGGAGGCCUUUGCAAUGCAGGAGUCCAUGCUGCUCUAAGAGGGACUGAGAUAGAGGGAUACACUGUAUGAGUGAUGGCUAGCAAGCAGUUUUGUGUUGGUUUAAUGCAGGGCUGUCCAAACUCGGUCCUGGAGGGCCGGUGUCCUGCAGAGUUUAGCUCCAAC
Messenger RNA from Sinocyclocheilus grahami, 2787 nucleotides. Its product is annotated as USP6 N-terminal-like protein. Bases 257 to 2662 code for a protein of 801 amino acids. Lineage: Eukaryota; Metazoa; Chordata; Actinopteri; Cypriniformes; Cyprinidae. Gene Ontology annotation, biological process: regulation of GTPase activity. The transcript is spliced from 14 exons. The record is from RefSeq and is a predicted model, not a curated record. Gene Ontology annotation, molecular function: GTPase activator activity; small GTPase binding.